UUUUAGUAUAAAAUCUCUUUCUUCUCUCUCUCCUCUAAAACUUUCUAGUAUUUGCCUCAAAACUCCUCCAGUUUUCAUCCCCUUUCUGGGUACUUGGAAGCCUCCAGGCUUCUCGAGCUUUUGAUGCUUGAGUAGUUGGAGGGUUUCUCAAGUAUGGUGGAGCCGAUCAACCAUGCUCUUAUGUCUGGUAACCACCUUAGAUGGUCUCCUGAUUCUUUUGUGGCCUUUUUGGUGGCCUUUGUUCUCUUUUCUUUCUGUUUCUUGUUUCUUGUUUUGGUUUGUUUAGAUCUGGUGACCAACAAGUCAUGUAGAAUUUUGGGGAUGGUCGUCACUUACUCUAAUGUUCCAUCCAUGACAUCUUGAAGAACAAGUGUAAUUUAUGCAACAGUAGGUUGAAGGGUGUCCAAUUUUCUGAAAUAAUCAACCAAAGGAAUUUGU
Rubroshorea leprosula is the source of this 438-nucleotide messenger RNA. The record is from the annotation of a GenBank genome assembly. NCBI's taxonomy places the organism in Eukaryota, Viridiplantae, Streptophyta, Magnoliopsida, Malvales, Dipterocarpaceae.